Molecule: messenger RNA, 623 nt
Organism: Austrofundulus limnaeus
Lineage: Eukaryota; Metazoa; Chordata; Actinopteri; Cyprinodontiformes; Rivulidae
Product: cystatin-B
Cellular component (GO): cytosol
Molecular function (GO): cysteine-type endopeptidase inhibitor activity
Source: RefSeq, a predicted model, not a curated record
AAACAAUACCCCCGCUGUCGCCAACUAAUGGUAUGCUCCAGACCCAGACAAUCAUGUGAUUCAGACUCGAUUUAAACGUCGCAGGGGAACUCAAAAUUAGCCGGUUUUCGUUCAUUUAUCGUGUGUUUAUUUAACUUCUAACAACUUAUCAUAAUGCCGAUGUGUGGAGGMACCACAGAAGUAAAGGAUGCCGAUGAAAAUGUUCAGCAGAUCUGUGACCAGGUGAAGUCAAAGGUGGAGCAGAAAGCAGGGAAGACUUAUGACGUCUUCACCGCCAAGAAGUACAAAACUCAGCUUGUGGCCGGAACUAACUACUUUAUAAAGGUCCAUGUUGGUGGCGAGGACCACAUUCACGUCAGGGUUUGGAAAAAGCUCCCAUGUCAAGGAGAAGAAGUUGAGCUGUCCGCCGUGCAGCACAGCAAGACCCACGAGGACCCAAUCGAGUACUUCUAAAGGGAUCACGGUCCUCCAGUGCCUCCAGUCUCACAGUGAUCGGUUAGAAGCCCAACAUUCCUGUUCCUCGGAUGUUGUAAUGACAAGCUGUAAUUAGAUCACGAUGAUUGAAUAAUGGCCAAAUGGAAACGUUUUUUUUAUCAGUUGUAUGAAUAAAUAAGGGAAAUUUA